Messenger RNA from Patella vulgata (common limpet), 2330 nucleotides. RefSeq names its product leucine-rich repeat-containing protein 74A-like. The record is from RefSeq and is a predicted model, not a curated record. Bases 1 to 1428 code for a protein of 475 amino acids. The transcript has 10 exons. Gene Ontology annotation, molecular function: protein binding. NCBI's taxonomy places the organism in Eukaryota, Metazoa, Mollusca, Gastropoda, Patellidae.
AUGAUGCUGAUUUUGACACUGAUCUGGAAGAAGAAACAAAAUUCUAAGGUAGAGAGACUUGAUUUAACAGAUAAUGGUUUAGAUGGCGAUCAAGUGGCAUAUUUCUUCGAAAUUCUAAAAUCUAACAUCUACAUAACGCAUCUGAAUGUAAGUAACAAUCGAGUGAAUGAAGCGGCCGCCAUUCUUGUAGCUGACAUGUUGGCUGUCAAUACUUGGUUAACACAUCUAUCACUAGCAGAUGUCCAAACGUCUCUUAAGUCUUUAAAUUUAAGUUGGAAUCAUAUCCGUGCUGCUGGUGGUGUUGCCAUUGCUAAGAGUUUGCAGAAGAACACUUGUCUCAUAGAAUUAGACUUAUCGUGGAAUGGUUUAGCAUUUGAAGGUAGUUUAGCUCUGGGUGAAUCAAUCAAAGAAAAUAGAUCUCUGAGAAAGUUGAAUAUCAACAAUAACCGAAUCAACUGGGACUGUGUCCCGUAUAUUGGCCGGGGAUUGAAAGGAAACAGAACCCUUAAUAUACUUGAGAUUGGCUAUAAUCCACUGUCUCUAGAAGGCUGUGCUGAGCUGUUGGAGUUCAUUUCCCACACCAGGUCUGGUAUUCAAGUUCUGAGUUUAGCUGCCAUUCCUAUCAAUUCAAAGAUCGCAUAUCUAGCAGCCAAAAUAUCACAUUACCGGAAGUUUGUUCUUCAUCAUGGUGGUCUGUUAGCUACUGGUGACGUCCUUGGCAUUCAAAGAGCUCAUAAAGAAGACCCUCUGUCACAACUUGUGACUCAUUUGAACUCUAUGGGAAUUCGUGUGGUCGAUCUGUUCAGGAUGUUUGAUACUGAAGAUAAACUAUAUGUGUCAAAGGAUAAAUUUAUACAUGGACUGAAGCGUAUUGGUGUUCCUUUAGAUGAUGACGACAUGCAAGCAAUAGCCAAUCGGCUGGAACACGACGGACAGAUAAGCUUUAAAGCAUUGACUGCUGCAGUACGUCACCAUAUACGAGAAGGACAUCGGGAAGAUCAUCGACAGGAAAUGAUGGAAAAGCGUAAACGUGAUGAAAGAAAACGAAUCUUGCAAUCUGACGUAACUGUAAACGCACACACGACUGUUGCAUUUUCUCCAAGUGUAUAUAAUUUAUACGGAUCAGCUUCAUAUGGUCGUCAAGGUGACAUGGGUUUGCAAUCGCCAUCUUCCACUGGUAUGAAUCUGCUAAGUCGGCAAAGCUCCAUAAACAAUUUAUUCAGAAAUGUCCCACAGUCUGCGUCUACAGUUCGCUUACUGCCUAGAAUUAAUAGUUCAAAAAGUACGACGUAUGAGAACGAGACAGACCAAUUAAAGUCAAGAUCGAACGCAACCGGAAAUACAAGAUCAGGAAAAACUAGAAGCAAGCGUCAUCCUUUUGGAAGUGGAAAAAUGACGGUGAAUUCCGAAUCACUUGACGAAAGUUAAUAUUUAGAUUACGUUGAAAUAAAGUGUGAAGAAAAGGCGGAACUGUACAGACAAACUGGAAAUAUACAUUGCCUAAUUGCAUUCAAUAACUUGCUAAUACACUAUGUCAAUGUUAUCAAUAAUAUAUCCCGUCCAAAACGUGAUUUCUGUAAUCUGAACCAAAUCACCUAACAUUGAAGCAAGGUCGCUCUCGUGGUCGCGGACACAAUAAUUUGGUGAUAUUAAUUGCUAAAUUUCGUGAGCUAUUAUAGUCGCUUCUCACCUUUUGAAUAAAAGUUACCCAUUAAUAUUCCACAAUUCGAUUUUUGCGUGUCGUCACUAUUCGUGCCUCGUACACGACACUCGUGACACAACCAAUGGAACGCUGAUUUCUAAAAGGAAAUGAAAUGAAAUGGGGUUUAACGUCCUACUGUUUUGCUCCAAACUGGGCUAAUGAAGACGGGAAAUAUAUCUAGUCCAUAUGUAUGGCUAUUGAAGACCUCUUUAUUCAGUGUUCUUAAUUCGUAGUUUUUUUCGUAGUCUUUAAUUCUCAUUCGAACAACAAAUUUCCAAAUACCAAUCUUGCAAAACAUUUCUCCAAAAAUAUUUCUCUAAAUUCAUGGAACCGGAACAUUAUGACGAUAGAAGAUGCGAGUGGUGAGCCGAAGUCAACCUGGCAUACAAUAAGUCAUCACUUUGAAUAAAGAGCUGUUUUGUCUCCCAUAUACUAGCUUAAGUGUGACUAACUCUAACAACAGGCCCAACUUUAGCCGUAGUUGUUCAAGCGCCUAUAUGAAUUCUGCAACCGAAGAAGUAAAAUCGCCAGUUUUAUUCCUCUACUGAUCACAAAUUAAUGUUAUUUGAUUUUAAAAACCGUUCAAAUAAUUAUAUCACCGUUACACCAUAACAUCUCUCAACUCUAG